This is a messenger RNA of Prorocentrum cordatum, 524 nucleotides long. The record is from the annotation of a GenBank genome assembly. NCBI's taxonomy places the organism in Eukaryota, Dinophyceae, Prorocentrales, Prorocentraceae.
GGCCACGCUCGCCGCCCUGCCGGCGUCGCCCGCGGCCCCCCCGGAGGCGACGAGGGGCCCUGGCGGCGACGAGGAGGCGGUGGACCUGGCCGUACUCGCCCUGCAGGCCGAUGACGAGUGCCUGAGCGAGGCUGGCGCGCCGUCGCCCGAAGGCGGCUGCGCCGUGGUGGCGGUGCAGCGGGCGGCGCGGGUGGUGCUGGAGGGAGGCGAGCUGCCGACCGCGGGCCAGCUGCCGCCCGCGCCCCCGCCCGGGCGGCCCGCCGAGACCGCCCGCGCCGCGCAGGCGUCCGAAGGCACCCCUGCCCAAGUGCCGCCCGCGGGGCCGCUGCCGGCAUCGCUCCAGCAAGUCACUGGCGACGCUUCCGCCGCGGCCACGGCCGCGGACCGCGGUCUCGGCGAGCAGGCGUCCGAGGGCACCCCUGCCCAGAUGCCGCCCGCGGGGCAACCGCCGCCGUCGCUCCAGCAGCUCACUGGCGACGUUUCCGCCGCGGCCAUGGCCGCGGGCCGCGGUCUCGGCGAGCAGG